AUGCGAGCGUGGGUACUUGCGGCCACAGCCAUCUUGGCCGUUGCCAACCAAUGCAACACUGCUCAGAAAGACACCGACUAUUGGGGCAACGACUUGUCGACGUCAAGUCAAUCGAGCCAUGGUGCCUGCUGCAGUUCGUGCGUCAAUAGCGCCAGGUGCACCCACUACGUCUGGAACAGAUACACCAGUACGUGCAUUCUCAAGCAAGGCGUGCCAAGGCCAGCCAGCUCUGUACCCGGUGCGUUUGCCUCCAUUUUGUCGCAACCCGCUUCCGACAACGACAAGUGCGACCAAGUGCGAGAGAACACGGACUUUUGGGGCCACGACUUAUUCCAGACGACGCAAUAUAACGCCGGGGACUGCUGUGCAGACUGCUCCAGCCAGGCGGGGUGCACCCACUACGUCUGGAACAGCAACACCAACACGUGCAUCCUCAAGUAUGGCACACCGAGUCCGAGCAACAGCGUCUCGGGGGCCUACGCCGCCAUUGUGAAAUCAGCUCCACCGCCGAACCUCGGUACAUGCAAUUCCGUCCAAAAAGACACCGACUUCUGGGGCAAUGACUUCAAGCAAACGACUCAAUACAGCUACGGCGCCUGCUGCAGCGAGUGCGCCAGACACGCCGAGUGCACCCACUACGUCUGGAACAGCUACACGACCACGUGCAUCCUCAAGCAAGGCGUGCCCAACCCAAUCAACACGGUCCUGGGAGCCUACGCCGCCACGAUGCCAGCCAAGUCCUGCGGCACCCGAGUCCGUAAGGAGUGGUCAUCGCUCUCCUCCAGCGAGCAAAGUCUGUACAUCGAUGCCAUCACAAAGGCCAAGACCAUUGGCCACCUCGACACUCUCGUCCGCGUACACCGAAACGAAAUGGCGUUCUACGAGCCGCACGGGUCGACAUGCGCGUUCUGGUUCUGGCACCGGCGCUUCCUCCUCGGAUAUGAGCAAAUGCUGCGGUCUCUUGGCCCAGCCUUUGCUUGCAUCACGGUACCAUACAUCGACUAUGCGGGCGCCGCCGCCGCAUGGAAGGACAAGACGUGCUCCUCCGUCGUCUCAUGCUCGCCGGCGGUCCGAGCCAUGUACUCGCUGCCGCCAGCGUUCAGCAAUGUAGUGCGUGGGGACUGGACGCAGCAUGGAUUCGGCCCCGCGUUCACGCUCGACAUGAUCAAGCUGAAUCUGUUGCCAAGCGACAAGAACACACCGAUGAUUGCGAUCUCGAACAACAUUGAGACUGGCGUGCACAACUCGCUGCACUCGGAACUCGGCGGCGAUAUGUCCGGCCACUCGUCCAACAACGACCCCCUCUUCUACUUGCACCACGCAACAGUCGAUAUGUUUCAAGUCAUCUACCGCAAGUGUCGGCUCAAUGGCGUCGCUCCGACGGACCCGCGCAACUUUGCGUCGUGCCAGGUGCAAGCGAGCGGUCCGGGACAUGAUGGUAACAUCAAUGGCGACACGGUGCCGUGGAUUCAAGACGACACCGUCCCAUCGGUCGUCGACGAAGACCCGGCGACAAAAGCGUGGUUCCAGGGCAUUCCCAGCACGUACCUGGCGCUCACUGAUGCGAGCCAACUUGGGCCAUUCAGCUACAGCUACGACUUGCAAGGGUCGUUUGCUGACUUGUACAACCAGUGCGACGAGGUGGGGACAAUGUCGAUGCACAGUGGGGUUGUCGAGUCGAGCGAUGUGACGUCGACGUCCAUUGAGAAGGCUUGGCGACAGGCGCUCUACGACGAUGCAAUAAACGGGACGAUUCCGACGAGCGAGAUGAGCUACGAAAUCGCCAAGGUCACGGUCAUGCUGUACGACAAAUGCAUGGGUGGGGUCAAAGACUUCACCGACGAUUUCAAGCAGACUUGGCACAUCAACGAGCUCAAGCCAGCGUUUGAGCAGCUGCAGAGCAUUCUCGAUGGCAGCAACUCGAUCAAAAUCAGGAACUGGCGAAGCAUCAACUCGUGA
Messenger RNA from Saprolegnia parasitica CBS 223.65, 1959 nucleotides. RefSeq lists its product as hypothetical. The transcript is spliced from 2 exons. The record is from RefSeq and is a predicted model, not a curated record. Gene Ontology annotation, cellular component: extracellular region. Gene Ontology annotation, biological process: proteolysis. Gene Ontology annotation, molecular function: protein binding; oxidoreductase activity. Bases 1 to 1959 code for a protein of 652 amino acids. NCBI's taxonomy places the organism in Eukaryota, Oomycota, Saprolegniomycetes, Saprolegniales, Saprolegniaceae.